Molecule: messenger RNA, 723 nt
Organism: Melospiza melodia melodia
Lineage: Eukaryota; Metazoa; Chordata; Aves; Passeriformes; Passerellidae
Gene: DOK2
Product: docking protein 2
Biological process (GO): cell surface receptor protein tyrosine kinase signaling pathway; positive regulation of MAPK cascade; Ras protein signal transduction
Cellular component (GO): cytoplasm
Source: RefSeq, a predicted model, not a curated record
AGGACAUUUAGGGACACUCAGGACAGGCCGGACACACGGCCACUGGCCAUGGAGGAGGCGGUGGUGAAGCAGGGCUGGCUGUACCUGCAGCUGCAGCAAACCUUCGGCAAGAAGUGGAAGAAGUUCUGGGCCGUGCUGUACCGGGAGAGCCCGUGCUCCACGGCGCGCCUGGAGCUGCAGGAGGGCCCCGAGCGGCCGCGCAAGGCCGAGGGCGGCCGGCGCCUGGUGCGGCUCAGCGACUGCGUGCACGUGGCCGAGGCGGGCGGCGAUGCCUCCUGCCCCAAGGACACCGCGCCCUUCCUGCUGGAGACCACGGAGCGGAGAUUCCUGCUGGCUGCUGAUGGCGCUGAGGCGGCCGAGUGGAUCCAGCGGCUCUGCGAGCUGGCGUUCCCGAGGAGCCAGGAGGAGCCGGGAGCAGCCAAAGGGGGCACGGAGGGCGAGUUCUCCAUGGAGGAAAAUUCCCUGUACAGCUCUCGGGGCAAAGGGUGGGAGCGGGCCGGCCUGGAGCAGGCGUUUGAGGUGACCGUGCGGGUGACGCCGUCGUCGCAGCGCUGCCGCCUCCGGGGCCGCUGCAUCCUGCGGGCGGGCGAGGAGGCGCUGGAGCUGCGGCACCCUCAGAGCCAGGAGCUGCUCUCCAGCUGGCCCUACCGCUUCCUGCGCCGCUUCGGCCGCGACAAGGUCAGUGUGUGCCACCAGGGCCAGCCUGGGCGCCGCGGGGACUGA